Messenger RNA from Puccinia triticina, 303 nucleotides. RefSeq lists its product as uncharacterized. Lineage: Eukaryota; Fungi; Basidiomycota; Pucciniomycetes; Pucciniales; Pucciniaceae. Bases 1 to 303 code for a protein of 100 amino acids. The transcript has a single exon. The record is from RefSeq and is a predicted model, not a curated record.
AUGGACGAAACCAUCAGGAUGGCCUUGGAAGCACAAAACCAGGCUCUACUUGCACAAAUCCAGGCUUUCAUCCAGGCUUCCGAAGCUCGCACUGGCCUUCUCAUUGCGGAGUUGGAGGGUCGAGUCAACCAACACAUCACAAAUUCAAUCAGCGCUGCAGAAACUCGAAUCAACACUCACAUGGCAACCAAGAUCAGGGAGUCGGUUUGCGCCGGAGGGGUGGCCCAAGAGGAACACUCUGACUCGGAGGAACUUGAAGCGGAUGAAUGCGACGAGAGUCAACCACACCACAAGCAAUUGUGA